Molecule: messenger RNA, 499 nt
Organism: Peromyscus eremicus (cactus mouse)
Lineage: Eukaryota; Metazoa; Chordata; Mammalia; Rodentia; Cricetidae
Product: ferritin light chain 1-like
Exons: 2
Coding region: 1-420 (139 amino acids)
Biological process (GO): intracellular iron ion homeostasis; iron ion transport
Cellular component (GO): cytoplasm
Molecular function (GO): ferrous iron binding; ferric iron binding
Source: RefSeq, a predicted model, not a curated record
AUGGAGGAAGCCCACUCUCUUCAAUAUAAUCUGCUCAAGAUGCAGAACGAACGCGGAGGCCGCGCACUAUUCCAGGAUGUGCAGAAGCCGUCUCAAGAUGAGUGGGGUAAGUCCCAGGAGGCCAUGGAAGCUGCCUUGGUCCUGGAGAAGAGCCUGAACCAGGCUCUCUUGGAUCUUCAUGCCCUGGCUUCUGCUGGCACAGAUCCUCACCUCUGUGACUUCCUGGAAAACCACUUCCUGGAAAACCACUUCCUGGAUGAGGAGGUGAAGCUCAUCAAGAAGAUGGGCAACCACCUGACCAACCUCUGUAGGGUGGAUGGGCCACAGCCAGCACAGACCGGUGUGCCAGUGCAGACCGGUGUGCCCUCGCCGUCUCUGGGCGAGUACCUCUUCGAGAGGCUCACUCUCAAGCAUGACUAGGAGGCCUCACCUUCCAAGGGGCUCCCUCCUCUGCUCUGCACCAGCCAGCCUCAGGACCUUCACCAGAACCUCUAGGCAG